Ectocarpus sp. CCAP 1310/34 is the source of this 5619-nucleotide messenger RNA. The record is from the annotation of a GenBank genome assembly. Lineage: Eukaryota; Phaeophyceae; Ectocarpales; Ectocarpaceae.
AUGAGCUCACGAAAGAGGAUGAGCAUCGGGAACUUUAAUCUGCCUAAGUCUAGCCCCACGGAAGCCGUUAAGAGUAAUAAAGCCACCAAACGGCGUUCCUCGAUCUCGUCGUGGGCGGUGGGUAUUUCGGGGGCGUUGAACCGAUCGCUUCAGUCAGCCGCGGCCACGGCUGAUAGAUUCGAGAGGAGGCUAUUCGCAGAGUAUGACGAGCAGAUGGAUGAGGAUGGCAGCGACGCGUAUGGGAUGCUGUGCGCGCAGCGGGGACAGGGGCAGCGGGCGGAGUUUGAAAACCGGUACAAGCACCUCGUGGAGACGCUGGGCGACCUUAGCCUUGCGGCCGAUAUUGACCCCGAGGCGGCAGCCACCCUCCUCGACGACAGCCGUGCCACGGAAGACCUCGACAACAUGCUCGCGCUGCUGAGGGCAGAGGAGCGGCAGAACUCGCGUGCGGAACAGUCUCGAGGCAGCGGCGGCGGGUCCUCCGGCGGUAAAGGCGGCUGUGCUGAAGGCAGCGGCGGUGGCGAUCUGCUGGCAACUCCGUGCCUCGAGUUCUUGCUGGAGGAGCGGAUCGUCAAGCUGCUCUGCGAGCUGGGCGCCGCAGACAGACCGGCGGGGACCCUGGCUCUCGUCCUCGGGGCGAUCGCCUCCCUGCUGGGCCAGGUGAGUCACCCUUUGCUGCCGUCGCAGGCGGUCCACGGCCCCAUCGGCAACCUGGUCGCGGCCGCCGGAGCGCACGGACAGAGGUUGGAAGGGGCCGGGGGAACCAGCAGGGCGGGGAAGGGUCGACCGCAGCUGGGCAGCGGCCAGCGUCGAAUGCUGAGCAGCAGCAGCAGUAGCAGCCGAGCAUCCUCCUCCGGCGUUGCGCAGGGGAGGGCGCGGGCGCGAGUGCAGGCGAACCUCGCGCGCCUUCUUGGAGCGAUAUGGCGAAAGCUGAGAGAAGAGAGCGCAUUGCUCGAUUUCUUCCUACGCGCGGACGGUACCCCAGACCCGCGAAGUGAUGGAACGACGGCGACGGGGGGGGAGGGCGCUCUGCGGUUAGACGUGUUCGACAAGCUCCUGCCGCUGCUGGAGCUACCAGGGAGGGCGGGCCAGCAGGCUCGGGAGGCCUGUCUGGUGGCGCUGAGUGUCAAAGACCCGCGAGUCGGCCGGUACAUCGCCAGCAGCACGCAGCUUUGCGCGCAGCUCGCGCAGACCCUCACUUCCCGAUACCUGGCGCUCUACGACACCCUGGAGGAGCUCCAGGUGGCGGCGGAGCUACCCACGGGGAAGGAGGAGGGCGGGGCGGGGGGUGUCGCGGGGAUAUUGACGCAGCAGCAGCCCGAGCGGGCGGAGGCGACGUUCACGGAGGCGCUGUCGCUGUUUCUUCAGCACCUGCGGUUCUGCAACGCGGUUGGGCUCGUUGCGGCGGACACGCAGGCGUGCUUGCGGCCUCCUUCGGAGUCGAACCCCAACAACAAUAGCGGCGGCGGUUCUGCCGUAGGGACCGUCGCUCCAGAAGAAGGCAGUGACGUCAUCACGGCGCGCGGGGAAACGCACGCAAAUCGCGACUCCGCGAAACCAGACGACGGAGUAGCGGCUUCGUUAGCUUCUCAGGUGCGACACUUGCUCCUGAGCAACGCCAUCGGCCCGGCGCUCACGAGCGCCCUCGAGACUCGAGCUAGGUGGACGACAACGAUCGUGGCGCGAACGAUGACGGAGCUCUCGUCAGGGGCGGAAGGGUACGGCGUCGCGGUGGCCGGGCUUGCAGCUUCUGUCCAAGAGGGUGGCGGGGGCCGCCGACCACUCGGGCCUCUCGUCGACACGGUUUCGACGUUCCUGGUCGGGCGAGAGUUGUCGGUGUUCAGCAGCGGCAGCAACAACAGCAACAGCAGCAGCGGUGGUAGCGUGCCAACAUCCCCUUCCAGGAAAGGCUGUGCAGCGGCGGCGGCGGCGGCAGCGCCACUGACGAAAUCGCGAUCGCGAGCGGGGUCUCUGUCAGGCUCGGGCGGGUCGUCGAUGGUGCUGAUGACGAGCCGGUGCUCGGGGUCGAUCGUGUGCUUGCGUGACGUGCUGCUUCGGCGGCUGGAGCCGUCCUCGCCGUCCCAGCUGCGCGUGUCCACGCUCGAGCUCCUGGGGUCGUUGGCAGAGCUUCGGGAUGACUGCGUCCUCCUCGACCUCGUCUUACGCCCGGGGUCAGAGCCGCUGACACCGGCAGCAACAACAGGGGACCAACGUCAUCCGCGGAGCGAGGAAGGAGGAGGUGGACAGAGGUGGAGCGUCGAGGCUCUUCUUGACGACGGGCAGGGCGCGCUGGAGGGGCUCCGUGUUUCCCGCGCCAUGGUGGACUCGUUCGGGUCUGCGUUUGGCGGGUCACCGAUCCACCCCAACUUUCGCCUGUUCUCGGCGUCUUCGCACCUCAGCUUGGAAGGCUACCUCGUUGCGGCGCAACAGAGGCAGAUUCACCAGCUAAUGGAGGGUGCCCGAGGGGGAUGCUCGUCGGGGGAGGGGGGGAAGGGGGGCGGGGGGGCGGCAGCAGACGUCGAUACGGACAUGCUUGACAUGGUUGUCGGCAGCGAUGGAGGGAAGGUACUGGAGGCAGUGGCGGCGGUGGCGGCGACGGAGGAAGGGGAAGAGGGAGGGGCAGCUAGUAGAGGCUGCAAUCGCGGUGCCUCGCAAGGGGGGGGGUUUGGGGAGUUCGAUGCCGCUGCCUUUGUGCGGAAGCACGGGGACAAUCUAGCUAGCGCGGCCGAUGCCGAUGGCUCUUUCCUCCACGCCCUCUUCGAUUGCCUCGAGGCGGUCUUCGAGAGGAGCCUGGAGGAGAACCUGGAGGUUACCGGAGUGCUGAGCAGCCUGUGCCUGGCGGCCACCGCUGCCGAGGUGUCCCCGGUGCGUCGCCUCCUGUUGCUGCUGCUCUUUGACGGCACCCAGGACGCUCCUUUCCGCAGCAUGCGGCGGAUAUUGGAAAAGCUGUGGGCCUCCGCCCAGGAGCGUGUCGCCUCCCUGCCGAACGCCCGGCGUCUGUUGGCGCAGGCCCGAGCCUCUCUCGGCAUGCCCGCGAUCGGCGAUUCAGAAGAGACGGCCGAUGUCGCCGGGGUGACGGGACCGGCGCGGAGGGGGAGGCAGGGCAGCCGGGGCAUGAGAGAAGAGCUCAGCAAUUCCAAAAGGCGGCAACAGGUUCAAGGUGGUGUAGAUGGCGGCGGCGGUGUGGGCGUGAAGCGGGGGGCAGGGGACGCCCGCAGCGCGGACGCGCCAGGUGGCGAGGGCCGCGCCACCGAUUCCUCCACACACAGCAGUGAGCAGCAGCAGCAGCAGCAGCAGCAGCAGCAGCAGCAGCAGCAAGAGCCACAAUCGUCCACGUCCCACUUUUUGGGAACGUACGUCUUCUUGGAGGAGUUUCUCAAGGAGCUCUUCUGCGCGCUGUCCGCCAAGAACGGCGUCGAGUCUGACGCGCAGGGGCUGUCCGAGUCUCACCGCCAGGGGUCGGCGGAGCUGCACACCGGGAUGCUGUCUGUUGACGGAGAGGCUAGCCCAAAGCCGCCCGGUGCGGGCCGGGGGGGGGAACGGGGGACGGGGGGCGGCGGCGGGAGGGGGUUUAGUGGAGAGGGGGAGGCCGGGGCGGGUGGGGAAGCAGAGAACGAAGAGGACAUCGACGAGCUGCCGACUUCGCUGGAUGAGCUCCUCAAGGAAGCUGCGUUUCCCACGUUUGUGUCGCCUCCCGUCUUGUGUUGAAAACCUGGCCUUCCGUGACUCGAUUUGGCUGAAGGAGUUCUGGUCGCGUAACGCGCGAAUUGUCUGUAGAAUUGUAAUACUUGUAAGUGGAGUGAGUGGGGGUGGGCGGCGGAAGUGAGAGUAUGUGUCCCCAGGAUCUCCCUCCGCGCCGUGUUAGAUGUACAUUAGGACCCCCUGUGACUUGUCGAGUGCCCUUUAUCGUUCAGGCUUGUGAACUGUUAUCCUCGCUUUAUGCACCCUUUGAUACAGAAGUCGUCGAAAACGAUUUUCUGAGUUGCUCGGUGGUGUUCUCAUGUUGGGUGCACCGGCACCAAAUCAUGCCAAGACAUAUCAUACACACCGUGUGCGUUUUUUUUGGUAAGAACAUUUGCCGCCGGAUGUUGUAGCUGACAAGAUUACGAACAAACGACGUGAUACCAAACUCGACAAAAGGGUCAGCAUAUCCUUCCGGAGGAUUGGUGGAGGGGGGUGCUUGGGUAAACCACAGCAACCGUUUUCGUUUGCUCCACGCUUUCAGCUGGGGUCGUUGCCAUGCUCGGGCCAAUUGUCCCAGGGCAAACAGCGGCCAGAGCUAGUAGCGUCCAGCAAAGUUUUCCUGGUAGACCAUGAGUAACGGAGUAGUAAAUCACCUUAGUGAGCUUGAUCACCGGCUUGUUCUGAUCACUUCGUGUCUACAUAUCCCGCAUUUCGUACCCACACCUACAUCUUGAGGACCUAGGUAGUCGGCACAGCAGUUUCCUGACGAGAACUCGGUCUUUGAGUUCUCAAAAAAGUAAAUUUACGUACGUGUCAGUAGCUCGUGAUCUCAUUGGUGGACGUGCGUGAGUCCGUUCCGUUCUGAUGUAUGUAUGCAAGGCGUGCGGUGGUUGCUUUUUUUCUUGGAGUUGCAAUUGCAAUCUCUUGGCGGUCUUGGAAUCGGUCCUGGUUUUUUCGUACUUCUUUCGGUAGCCGAUGGUACGCAUACAAACGAUUUGGGAGACGCGAAGGCUCACACGACGCAUCGCCGCCCUGCUUGCAUGACAAUCAACCCCAAAGCUGGCAAGGACAGGUCGGUCUCACCUUCACCCUUUUGGCGUUUGCCCUCUGGAAGACGGCUUGUCUUCUUGCCGUGGUGCUCUUGCCACGCAUGAAUGAAUAGUACGAUAGUUCCGUGUCGUGCACAUGCUAUUGACUACGUUGAGGAGGAGGGGGGGGGGGGGGGGGGGGGGGGGGNGGGGGGGGGGGGGGGGGGGGGGGGGGGGGGGGGGGGGGGGGGGGGGGUCGUGUUGUUUUGUAUUCUACUCGUAGUGUGUGCGUUGGUGCGGGUUCUGGAAAGCGUGUCUGCCUGCACAGCUAGAUGUGUAUCUUCACGCGCAGAGGUUGGUUGAUAUGGAUAGGCGCCACCACUCAGUCUUGUUGCGAUUAGUUUUCCGGUUGGGAAGGUGAUGCUGCUGUUGCGGCAGUUUUUGUGGUGUUGUAUUUGCGGUGACGCACGUCUAUCUCUGCUUCUCCUCUUGGCCUGUGUGCCUGCGUGUACCAUAAAGGUAUUUCGCCUUUGCUCCUUCCCUCCCUCCCGUGGUUUCUUGUUCCCUUUUUUGCGGUUGUUUCGUCGCUCCGGCUGGAGAAACCGGCCUUGUUGUUUUGUUACACCCACCGCCCAUUAAUUGAUUAAUAUGUGCCCUCGGAACCCUGAUAGAGUUUUGCUUUGAGACUGAGGAGGAGGCCUGCUGCUGAGCGUGGUUCAUAAGUGUCGUUGGUUCCUCUGCGAUGAACACGGGGUCGGUCGGGGAUUUGUGAUUUGAUACUGCUGUAUGCAUACGUAGUAGACAUGUUGAGGGGCAGAAAGAACGAAAGGUAGCUACAUUAACAGAUGAGUGAAGCCCACACACCGUAGGAGGGCUGGGUGGUCGAUAGUCUCGGCAAGGAUGCCGG